This is a messenger RNA of Fusarium poae, 204 nucleotides long. RefSeq lists its product as uncharacterized. The transcript has 3 exons. Gene Ontology annotation, cellular component: endoplasmic reticulum. The record is from RefSeq and is a predicted model, not a curated record. NCBI's taxonomy places the organism in Eukaryota, Fungi, Ascomycota, Sordariomycetes, Hypocreales, Nectriaceae. Bases 1 to 204 code for a protein of 67 amino acids.
AUGGCGCAAACUCCUCAGCAGCGACGACGCAACGAGGCCUUUGCCAAGGGCAAUGAGAACAAGAUGGGCAAGGCCGAGCAACAAGUCAAGAAGCGGGUUGAGAAGGUCCAGAAGUCACCCAUCUCUGUGUUCUGGCUCAGCAUCCUCGGCUUCGUCAUCUUCGGCGGUCUUGUCUUCGAGGCUCUCUCCCGAUUCUUCGGUUAA